Messenger RNA from Dryobates pubescens (Downy woodpecker), 1161 nucleotides. RefSeq names its product transmembrane ascorbate-dependent reductase CYB561. Gene Ontology annotation, cellular component: lysosomal membrane. Lineage: Eukaryota; Metazoa; Chordata; Aves; Piciformes; Picidae. The coding region runs from base 126 to 887 and encodes 253 amino acids. Gene Ontology annotation, molecular function: oxidoreductase activity. The record is from RefSeq and is a predicted model, not a curated record. The transcript is spliced from 5 exons.
GCGGGGCGGCCGUGCCGGAUGCUGCCCGCAGCAGGACCCUGCCCUGGGGCCGGCUGACCAGGACCCCACUGUCGCGCGGGGCCGCCGGCCUCGCCGCCCCCUCCUCUCUGUCCCCACAGGCCGGCAUGGACGGAGCCCCCCCGCCCGCCAGCCCCGCGGGGCUCUCGGCGUACGUGGCCGUGUCCCAGCUGCUGGGCCUGACGCUGCUGAUCACCACGGGAGCCUGGCUGGGUCGCUACCGGGGUGGUGUGGCCUGGCACAGCUCCCUCCAGUUCAACGUCCACCCCCUCUGCAUGGUGCUGGGCAUGGUGUUCCUCCAAGGCGACGCUCUUCUGGUCUACCGGGUGUUCAGGCACGAAGCCAAGCGCUCCACCAAGGCUCUCCACGCACUGCUGCAUGGCCUGGCGCUGGUCAUCGCCCUCGUCGGCAUCGUCGCCGUCUUCGAGUCCCACCGUGCCAAGGGCAUCCCUGACAUGUACAGCCUGCACAGCUGGUGUGGCAUGGCCACCUUCGUGCUCUACCUCCUGCAGUGGCUCCUGGGCUGUGGUUUCUUCCUCUUCCCCGGUGCCUCCUUCUCGCUGCGCAGCCGGUACAAGCCCCAGCACAUCUUCUUUGGGAUCUCCCUCUUCAUCCUCUCCAUCACUGCCUGCCUCCUGGGCAUCACCGAGAUGCUCCUCUUCAAAAUCAGUGACUCCUACAGCCACUUUGUGCCUGAGGGCAUCCUGGCCAACACGCUGGGGCUGCUGCUGGUGGCCUUCGGGCUGGUGGUGGGCUAUGUGCUGACACGGGACGACUGGAAGCGCCCGCCCCUGGCCGAGGAGCUGGCCCUGUCCAUGGACUUCAAGACCCUGACAGAGGGUGAGAGUCCUGGUGAUGGCAGCCAGUGACACCCCCAGCUCCCUAGUCCCCAGCGCAGGCUCCUCGUGGUGUCUGUAGGGUGUUCCUGUGUGCCCUGUCCCCAGUGUCCUGGGGCUCUGUGCAGCUCAGGGUGCCAAGGACAGCUGGAGAGGGAAAUGCUUUGUGGUGUAAUGCUGCCCACUGGGUUCAAACUUGCUUGGCCUCAAUCUUCCUCAGCUCUGCCCUGUGCAGCCCCUGGUGACCCCCCAAGCCUGCCCCAUGGGGACAGCAGUGCCACAGGCAGUGGCAGAGUGGCAGCAGUAC